Messenger RNA from Ananas comosus (pineapple), 3008 nucleotides. Its product is annotated as cation/H(+) antiporter 19-like. Gene Ontology annotation, molecular function: antiporter activity. Gene Ontology annotation, biological process: proton transmembrane transport; regulation of pH. NCBI's taxonomy places the organism in Eukaryota, Viridiplantae, Streptophyta, Magnoliopsida, Poales, Bromeliaceae. Bases 270 to 2762 code for a protein of 830 amino acids. The record is from RefSeq and is a predicted model, not a curated record. The transcript has 2 exons. Gene Ontology annotation, cellular component: endomembrane system; membrane.
UCAAGUACGACUCCGACAGAAACAAAUCAUUAUCACAUUCAUAUUCGCUGUUGAUUUAUAGCUGUAUAUUUUCCUUUUAUAAAACCCUAUAUAUAUAUAUAUAUCCCAAUUUAGAACGCUUCUCCAUCAUCUAUAUCGAUCAUCGCCUCCGCAUACAUUCAACGUCAUAAACAAAUUAAAGAGAGAGUGCUGCAGGGCCGGGGUCGGAUCAGGAGAGUAAUUCGGGGGUGCUGCAGGGCCGGGGUCGGAUCAGGAGAGUAAUUCGGGGGAUGAUGGCGGCGGCGAAUGCGACAGCGGUGGCGGUGGCGGUGGCGGUGGCGAAUGCGUGCCCGGGGCCGAUGAAGGCGACGUCGAACGGGUCGUGGCAGGGGGACAACCCGCUCGACUACGCGCUGCCGCUGGCGAUACUGCAGAUCUGCCUGGUGGUCGCCCUCACCCGCACCCUCGCCUUCCUCCUCCGCCCCCUCCGCCAGCCCCGCGUCAUCGCCGAGAUCAUUGGGGGGAUUCUGCUGGGGCCGUCGGCGCUGGGGCGGAGCAGCAGGUUCCUGGAGACGGUGUUCCCGAAGCAGAGCCUGACAGUGCUGGACACACUGGCGAACGUGGGGCUGCUGUUCUUCCUGUUCCUGGUGGGGCUGGAGCUCGACCUGCGCGCACUCCGCCGCACGGGCCGGCAAGCCCUGGCCAUCGCGCUGGCCGGCAUCUCGCUGCCCUUCGCCCUCGGCAUCGGCACGUCCUUCGUGCUUCGCGCCACCAUCUCCCAGGGCGUGCGCGAGGGGCCCUUCCUCGUCUUCAUGGGCGUCGCCCUCUCCAUCACCGCCUUCCCCGUGCUCGCCCGCAUCCUCGCCGAGCUCAAGCUCCUCACCACCGACCUCGGCCGCAUGGCCAUGUCCGCGGCCGCCGUCAACGACAUCGCCGCCUGGAUCCUCCUCGCCCUCGCCAUCGCACUCUCCGGCUCCGGUUCCCCGCUCGUCUCCCUCUGGGUGCUCCUCUCCGCCGCCGCCUUCGUCGCCCUCGUAGCCCUCGCCGUGCGGCCCGUCCUUGCCUGGAUGGCCCGCCGCUCCCCCGAUGGCGAGCCCGUCAAGGAGACCUACAUCUGCGCCACGCUCGCCGCCGUGCUCGCCGCCGGGUUCGCCACCGACACCAUCGGCAUCCACGCGCUCUUCGGUGCAUUCGUGGUCGGCGUGGUCAUCCCCAAGGACGGGCCCUUCGCCGCCGUGCUCACCGAGAAGGUGGAGGACCUCAUCUCCGGCCUCCUCCUCCCACUCUACUUCGCCUCCAGCGGCCUCAAGACCAACGUCGCCACCAUCCGCGGUGGGCAGUCCUGGGGCCUGCUCGUGCUCGUGAUCGCCACCGCCUGCCUCGGCAAGGUCGGCGGCACUGUGCUCGUCUCCCUCGCCCUGAAAGUGCCCGCUCACGAGGCCGUCACGCUCGGCUUCCUCAUGAACACCAAGGGCCUCGUCGAGCUCAUCGUGCUCAACAUCGGCAAGGACCGCAAGGUGCUCAACGACGAGACCUUCGCCAUCCUCGUCCUCAUGGCGCUCUUCACCACCUUCAUUACCACGCCCCUCGUCACCGCAGUCUACAAGCCCGCACGCCGUGCCGCCUCCGGCCGCAAGCACCACCGCACAGUGCAGCGCUGCAACGAGGACGCAGAUGGCGCCGAGCUCCGCGUGCUCGCCUGCUUCCACGGCAGCCGCAACAUCCCCGCCAUCAUCAACCUCGUCGAGUCCUCGCGCGGCAUGCGCCGCCGCGGCCUCACCGUCUACGCCAUGCACCUCAUGGAGCUCUCGGAGCGGUCCUCGGCAAUCUCCAUGGUCCACAAGGCGCGCCGCAACGGGCUCCCCUUCUGGAACAAGCGUCGGUCCGACGAGGGCGGCGACCAGCUCGUCGUCGCCUUCCAGGCCUAUGGCCAGCUCAGCAACGUGUCCGUGCGCCCGAUGACGGCCAUAUCUGACCUGCACACCAUCCACGAGGACGUCGUCACCAGCGCGCAGCAGAAGCGCGCUGCACUCAUUGUCCUGCCCUUCCACAAGCUCCAGCGGCUCGACGGCGCCAUGGAGACGCUCGGCGGCGACUACCAGCACGUCAACCAGCGCGUGCUCCGCCACGCCCCCUGCUCCGUCGCCGUGCUCGUCGACCGCGGCCUCGGUGGCGCUGCGCAGGUCUCCGCCAGCGAGGUCUCCUGCACCGUGGCCGUGCUCUUCUUCGGGGGCUGCGACGACCGUGAGGCGCUCUCCUACGGGGCCCGCAUGGCCGAGCACCCAGGGAUCGCGCUCACCGUAGUGCGGUUCAUCCCCCCGCCCGGCCGGUCCAAUCUGCUCGAGGACGGCAGCAAUGGAAGUGUCGGGAUCGGCGUUGACGCCGACGACCAGGCGGCAGACGAGGCGUUCCUCGCCGAAUUCAGGGCCAAGCCGGCGGCGGCGGCCAACGAGUCCAUCAAGUACGAGGAGGUGGCAGUGGGCAGCAGGGCGGAGAUCGUGGCGGCCGUGAAGGCGGUCAGGCGGUUCAACCUCUUCGUUGUGGGGCAGUCGCCGGCGUGCAUGUCAUUGACGGACCGGAGCGACACGCCGGAGCUCGGGCCCGUCGGGAGCUACCUCGCGUCGUCGGAGUUCUCCACGACGGCGUCCGUCGUCGUGAUCAAGCAGUAUGACCCCACCGCAGCUGCCGCCGCUGCGGCGGAGACCUCCACAGCAGUGGAGGACGUGGCCGAUCAGUAUGAUGUUCCCGACACGCCGGUUGCUACCGACCGUUCCCGCCAUUAAUCAAAUAAGUAGCCGUUCAAAUCUGCGUUCUACUUGGUAAUUAAUUGAAAAACUAAAGCAAUCUCAUAUACUGAAAAAAAAAAAAGAGCAGUGGAUGAGGUGUGACAAUGUUUACUUAAGUAUAUUACUCAAUUUAUUAGUACUUUACAUAGUUGUAGUUUAUGAAAUAUUGGUGUGUGGAUUGAGGAGAUAAUCCACUCUAUUUUCGAUUGAUAAUUUAUAACGAGCAUGAACAUGUUUGGUAAA